AUGGCCAUCAAGAAAAAGAAGAAAUCAAGAAAGGACGAAGAGGACAUUCCAUUAGUUGUUUACACGACCUAUAUUGGAGCCGUCCCGCAAGCGCUUUCUCAUUGUAAAUGGCUUGAGCAAAUGUUUAAAUCACUCAAUGUACGAUAUAAAAAAGUAGAUCUCGGGGUUCAUAAGGAUAUGGUAACGUUUGUGAGGCAGACGAGUGGAAAGAGAGAACUUCCUCAAGUGUUCAUUAAUAAUAUUUAUAUCGGGGGAUAUGAGGAGUUCUUUGAUUGGCACGAAGACGGGAAUGUAUAUUAUGUCCUCAAAGAAAUGGGCUAUACGGAUCCGAUCCCGGAAGAAUUUGACAAAUCAAAGGAACAGAUUGAUCAAGAGGCUGAAGAAUAUGUUAAAAAUAAUGAAGGAGUAUUUCAAGAUAUAAAGGAGAAGGCCAAGAAGAUGGAGUCUGAUAUGGAGCAUUUGCAAGCAGUGCGAAGAAAAUGGUUGUUUCAACGAAAGCAGAAAUUAUAUGAAAAUCUUGCCGAGUCUGAGGCCAACAAACAGGACACUUCGAAAGAUGCAAUUGAGACAAAUGUCAACGUAAAGGAUAUGAUCAAACGUUUGAAUUCAAAAGCUUCAUCAGCACAAUCAAACACUGUUCAAUCAAACACUGUUGCUUUGAAAAAGAACACUACGGAGAAAAAGUCAUUCGAUACAAUUCCAUUGCCUCAAGAUGAGACGACAACUAACACGGAAAAUGAUGACCAUCAAGAUGACAUUCCUCUCCCUGAUGAUAACUAG
This is a messenger RNA of Naegleria fowleri, 780 nucleotides long. RefSeq lists its product as uncharacterized. The record is from RefSeq and is a predicted model, not a curated record. NCBI's taxonomy places the organism in Eukaryota, Heterolobosea, Eutetramitea, Acrasida, Naegleriidae. The transcript is spliced from 4 exons. Bases 1 to 780 code for a protein of 259 amino acids.